Messenger RNA from Pongo pygmaeus (Bornean orangutan), 2495 nucleotides. It is a transcript of the gene SH3GL1, whose product is annotated as SH3 domain containing GRB2 like 1, endophilin A2. NCBI's taxonomy places the organism in Eukaryota, Metazoa, Chordata, Mammalia, Primates, Hominidae. Gene Ontology annotation, cellular component: presynapse; glutamatergic synapse; cytoplasm. The coding region runs from base 181 to 1287 and encodes 368 amino acids. Gene Ontology annotation, biological process: synaptic vesicle uncoating. The record is from RefSeq and is a predicted model, not a curated record. Gene Ontology annotation, molecular function: protein binding. The transcript is spliced from 10 exons.
UAAUAUCCUGGCCGCGCGGGCGCGCGAGCGGCUGAGGCGGCGCCGGGGCGGGCGCGGAGCUGGCAAGCGGGUGGCGGAGGCGGCGCCGACGGGGACUGCUGAGGCGCGCAGAGGGUCGGCGGCGCCCGGGAGCCUGUCGCUGGCGCGGUCCGGGCGGGAGGCUCGGCGGCGGGCGGCAGCAUGUCGGUGGCGGGGCUGAAGAAGCAGUUCUACAAGGCGAGCCAGCUGGUCAGUGAGAAGGUCGGAGGGGCCGAGGGGACCAAGCUGGAUGAUGACUUCAAAGAGAUGGAGAAGAAGGUGGAUGUCACCAGCAAGGCGGUGGCAGAAGUGCUGGCCAGGACCAUCGAGUACCUGCAGCCCAACCCAGCCUCGCGGGCUAAGCUGACCAUGCUCAACACGGUGUCCAAGAUCCGGGGCCAGGUGAAGAACCCCGGCUACCCGCAGUCGGAGGGGCUCCUGGGCGAGUGCAUGAUCCGCCACGGGAAGGAGCUGGGCGGCGAGUCCAACUUUGGCGACGCAUUGCUGGAUGCCGGCGAGUCCAUGAAGCGCCUGGCAGAGGUGAAGGACUCCCUGGACAUAGAGGUCAAGCAGAACUUCAUUGACCCCCUCCAGAACCUAUGCGAGAAAGACCUGAAGGAGAUCCAGCACCACCUGAAGAAACUGGAGGGCCGCCGCCUGGACUUUGACUACAAGAAGAAGCGGCAGGGCAAGAUCCCCGAUGAGGAGCUACGCCAGGCGCUGGAGAAGUUCGAGGAGUCCAAGGAGGUGGCAGAAACCAGCAUGCACAACCUCCUGGAGACGGACAUCGAGCAGGUGAGUCAGCUCUCGGCCCUGGUAGACGCACAGCUGGACUACCACCGGCAGGCCGUGCAGAUCCUGGACGAGCUGGCCGAGAAGCUCAAGCGCAGGAUGCGGGAAGCUUCCUCACGCCCUAAGCGGGAGUAUAAGCCCAAGCCCCGGGAGCCCUUUGACCUUGGAGAGCCUGAGCAGUCCAACGGGGGCUUCCCCUGCACCACAGCCCCCAAGAUUGCAGCUUCAUCAUCUUUCCGAUCUUCCGACAAGCCCAUCCGGACCCCUAGCCGGAGCAUGCCACCCCUGGACCAGCCGAGCUGCAAGGCGCUGUAUGACUUCGAGCCCGAGAACGACGGGGAGCUGGGCUUCCGUGAGGGCGACGUCAUCACGCUGACGAACCAGAUCGACGAGAACUGGUACGAGGGCAUGCUGGACGGCCAGUCAGGCUUCUUCCCGCUCAGCUACGUGGAGGUGCUUGUGCCCCUGCCGCAGUGACUCGCCAGUGCCCCCGCCCCGCCCCUCCGUCCACACUGGCCGGCACCCCUGCUGGGUCUCCUGCAUUCCACGGAACCCCUGCUGCCAGGGCGGUGUCUGAGCCUGCUGGCGCCACCUGGGCCCCGGCCCUUGAGGUACUCCCUGAGCAGGGCCCCACACCUGGGUCAGGGGGAUGCCUGUUUACACUAGCGCUGACCCCCAACGGUGACGGCUCCCUUCCCCACUCCAUGGCGCCAGCCUCCUCCCCUGCUCCCCAACUCCUCGCCCAGCUGGCCGAGGCGGGGCAACACUAAGGUGCUCUUAGAAACACUAAUGUUCCUCUGGGGCAGCCUCCACCUCCGUCCUGACCCGACGGGGGCCCGGCUCACUGCCUACCCUCGAGUCCCGCAGCCUUAACAGGAUGGGAUCGAGCGUCCCCGCGGGGUGGCUCAGAGAUAGGACCCUGGUUUUAAAUCCCCUCCCAGCCUGGUGCUGGCGAUGGGCCCUGGCCUUACUCCAGGGCCGAUGCACCCCUGCCUCACACAUGCAGUCCUUCUCCCCAAGGCCAGGGCAGAGGGCCUCACCGCCUCCCCGGCCUGCUGUCAGCUUGCAGUCUGGGGACAGAGGCCAGCUGGUAUCUGCCCGAGGACAGAGAACAUGGUCUCCCGCAGGGCCCUGCCUCCCAAGCCCCACCCUCAGAAAGCCAAGUACCUUUUCAGCUUUUUAACUGCCCCCAUCCAAGCCCAGGGAGGCCUGUGUCACUCUGGCACAAGCUGCCAGCACCAGCCACCCACACACCCCCCAGCACACCUCACACGGGACCACAGCCGUGCUGCCGAGGGCCAAGCACAAAGGCUCCAGUGAGCGAAUGUUCCAGCCCCUGGUGGCCAGGCCUCCCUUUGCUGAGCCGCUGCCACCCCACCCUGUGGGAAGUGGCCCCAGCCAUCUCCUCUAGACCAAGGCAGGCAGCCCCGACAUCUGCUUCCUCUAUCGCCCAAUCCAAAAUCGAUGAAAUAGGGGGGUCCUCUGGGCCAGGCCACAUUCACAUUCCCCUCCCCCUGUGGUCCAGUGAAGCCUCUGGACCCCAGGCUCUGCUCUGCCCUGCACCCACCUCAUCAGAAGUACAUGAGGGGUGCAGAGAUGAGCACACAGCUUUGGGCACGGUCCAGGGCAAACUGAAAUGUAUGCCUGAAUUUUGUAAACAGAAGUAUUAAAUGUCUCUUUCUACA